GACGAGGAGAGUAUGCCGCUCCCGAGGCGGAUGACGCCGGAGCUGGCAGCAUUUACCCUCGGCAGUAUCGUCGCGAUCGUACGCGCUAGUAAUCCUCUCUCUGCUCCUGAAUAGAUGUGAGAUUUGUCCUUUGAAACUAGGCGAGUCGACACGUGAAAUCCGUGCAUCGAUCUACUCCCUGUAACCGUGCUAAACCAUCCUCGUCUAUCGAACAUUCGGCAAAUUGAAUCGUGUGAAAAGGGACCAAACAGUGCGAAGAACCACCUGUGAAUGGAUCUAUAGAGGAGGAUAAUCAACCCCGAGGAUACACCUGAGUUGUACGUUUUUCGUUACACCGUCCAAGUUUCCCGCUUACCACUCAGAGGAUCAACAGGAUUCUCGGCUGUUGCUGUCUGGUUAGAAGGACGAUACUGGUAAUAUGGCAAGUAGUAUACUCGAGUAGUUUCGAGUGGCUGAUGGAAGCUCGUUUAAGUCGAAGCGUGCAUCGUGGUGUUUGGAUCGAAGCGAUUGAUGACUAUUUGAUGUCUUGAAAACGAUCGGCAUGAAAUACUUGAAAGUCGUUCUGUUCACGUUCAACUUAUUAAUAUGGUUGGCCGGAUGUACAGUACUGGUGAUAGGGGCAUGGCUGUUGCUGGAGCCAAGCAAAGAACACCUACUAAACCUUUUCGUAGCUGACACCUCAACGAACGGUACUAUUAAUAUAAUAGCGUACACUUUGCUCAGUCUUGGUUUCACGGUACUCACGGUUGGUUUCUUCGGAUGUCGUGCUGCUCUGCACGGAAAUCAAUGCAUCCUGGGUACCUAUAUGAGUAUGUUAGUGGUGCUGAUCAUCAUCGAACUGGUAACCGCGAUUGUCAGCGGGCUGAUAACGUUUCGAACACUAUCCGGAUUGGAGAAGCGUCUGACCGACAAAUUAGCCAAUGACUAUGGCCACGAGCCGACCAGUGACAUCCCUUUCAGUCAUAGCCUCGACUUCGCGCAAUAUAAGUUUAAUUGCUGUGGAAUACACGGAUACGAGGACUAUAAUGGCACGGCCUGGUGGAGAGACGCGCAAAUUUCGGGAAACAGAAGGCAGGUCCCUCUCACGUGCUGCGUAUUAAAAAAUACCGAGAUGAAAAAUACAGGAAGUCCAAUGAGCGUCGUUUCAAGGGUGUUUCACAAACAUACUGAGAAACCGUGGUUAAAUCCAAAACCAAAGGACGAAUCGGCGUGUCAAGUGGAAGAUGAAGAGGGUCACGACGGGUAUCGACAUAAAGAGGGUUGCCUUGCCAAAGUCACCAACUGGCUGCAGUACGAGAGUUUCACUCUGGUAUUUCUCGGGAUGGCGAUAGCGGGUAUACAGACAUUCGGUAUAAUAACUUCAGCGUUCCUUUGCCGAACGAUAAGGGACAUGCAAGCGGAUUGAAACCUUCUCAGUGCAAAAAGCACAGAGAGAAAAGAAGGAUCGAACUCAGGUUCCCGUUGGACUUGCAAGGAUAUCAGACAAGUUAUUUUCAUGUUUCAUCCGUUACACUUCUGACGAUUUUGCAAAAUGGAAACAUUCGAUCAAAGGGAACAACGAUACACGUGAUAAUAACAGGACAUUUUCAAUAAGAGUUCAAAGUAUUCUCGGAUUCUUGAAGGCGUUUUAAUUUGAAUAACGGGUCUAUUUGGUUCCAUCGACAAAGAUUUGUUCGACUAUCUUUACAAUAAUGCUAUUUUUACUACUUUUCAUACUUCACACAAUUCUGUAUUCGAUUUUGGGUAGGUAUAGUCGUUGCAGAAAUAUACUGUGAACGUAAAUCUCAUCUAUAUGUAAUAUUGCUGAUAUUUAUUGACAAACUUUUCAUUAUUUAUUUUAAAUAUAUUUAGUUUAUGGCAUUUAUUGAUUCCUAAUCAAGAGAAAAAUUAUCAAUAACCGAAAUAUUUCUUUAUUUCUCCACACAUUCAAUAAUAUUAACAAUAUUGAGUUCCUUUCGCGACCAUAAUGAAUUUCUACUAGGGCUAUACUUCGUUGAAUUUUCUAUCACAAUUUUUUCUUUUUAUAAUUUAUUCAAAUGUAAAUAUUGUGGAGGAAAUCUUUGUCGAUAAAAUGAAAGGGACCCCAUGAAAUGUAUUGUAAAAUAGAAAGCUGUGCUUGCUCGAUACCUUCCAAGCAAUUCCCGUCCCUUGCGUGUGGUUUCAUCGUGGAUCAACGUAUCUACUAUUCUGUACAUAAGGCGUUUCACCCUCUCCGUGGUCGCUCCAGGUUUUAAAGGGCGAAAUUGUACAUUUUUUUAAUUGCCACACGUGUAAAUAAAGCGCGACGAUUCUCGAAACACGGGAUGGAUGACCGAUGCGAUCGGGGUAUAAUCGAGAGAGAAAUAUACGGUUCUUAUUUUUCCUGGAGCAGGCUUAACACGCGACGUGAUAUGAUUUUUCACACGACACACCGUGAUUUAUAUACAUUGGCAGGAGCAUAUGUUCGAAACGAUUUUGUGAUUUUUUACUACGAGAACAAAAAAAAAAAGGAAAAAACAAAAAGUAACACCAUUUGAAGAGUGAAUGUACGUAUUAUCGGUGUAUGUAUAUUUGUGUGUGGUAGAAGAUUCAUAGCCGCGUAUCAGCCGCUUGUGACAAAUGGAUGCAUAUUCUAGAUACAAAAAAUGAAACAAAUGAAACAAAAAGAGAAACGUAUGCUAUGACAUAGUACCCGUAACGUCAAUCAGAAUGCGUUCUUUUUUCCUCUUGCGUGCGUUGAUGGAUAUUUUUGAAGGAAAACGAUUGAUUAAAAAUUGUGCCAAAUAGAUUAUACCCUGCGACAAGGGAGUUUGUUAUAUCUUUAUUUUCGAACGAACUUUGUUGAAUAACGUUUGAUGCAUUCGUAAAGUGUCGUAGGAAAACAAUAAAACUAUUACUCUCUGUAUAUAAAAUUUAUUUCACAAUCGUUUCACUAAUUUUACACUUAUACAGUUUGAACAAAG
Molecule: messenger RNA, 2942 nt
Organism: Osmia bicornis bicornis
Lineage: Eukaryota; Metazoa; Arthropoda; Insecta; Hymenoptera; Megachilidae
Product: tetraspanin-1-like
Exons: 9
Coding region: 542-1405 (287 amino acids)
Cellular component (GO): membrane
Source: RefSeq, a predicted model, not a curated record